AUGCGACUCGACCUUUUAGGGUAUACAUAUACAUUAUAUCAGUUAUGAAUUUGAUGGAUGUAUUUAACGGAUUAUAGGGCCUACAUGUAUGCAUUGAGUUGCUAUGAGUUGUUGAUUUUAAUCUGAUUAUGAACAUGAAAAUCGCUGAAUAGUUUUAAAGACAUGUAUAUGUUGUAUUUCUAUCGAAAUUUGCUGUUAGUCUUAUACUGGUUGCUUUUCUGUAUCUCUUAAAUUCAAAUUUCACCGAUAUACGCCUAAUUUUCUAAGUUCACAAAUUCUGUGCAAAAGCCGGAUUGAAAUGAUUUUGCACCGGGCCAAUGGGCACGAGUUAUUACCGACUAAUCACAGGCCAGCUCUCUCAGUUAGGAUAACCAAUGGCAAUGGUCGUUAGUGAGGGCGCGGUGAUUUUGAAGGCAGACCUGUUAUUCAUCGACUCGGUAUAAAAUUUAUACAGAGAGCGAUCUGCCUCAUUCAUUCAUUUGACACUCGUCGAAGAUGGCUCGUACAAAGCAGACUGCAAGAAAAUCUACCGGAGGAAAGGCUCCACGUAAACAACUGGCUACCAAGGCCGCCCGUAAGAGCGCCCCAGCCACUGGUGGAGUCAAGAAACCCCACAGAUACAGGCCCGGAACCGUCGCUCUCCGUGAGAUCAGGAGAUACCAGAAAAGCACAGAGUUGCUCAUCAGGAAAUUGCCCUUCCAGCGUCUGGUCCGUGAGAUUGCUCAGGACUUCAAGACUGAUCUGCGAUUCCAGAGCUCCGCCGUCAUGGCUCUCCAGGAAGCCAGCGAAGCUUACCUUGUUGGACUCUUUGAGGACACCAACUUGUGCGCUAUCCACGCCAAGAGAGUCACCAUCAUGCCAAAAGACAUCCAGCUUGCCAGACGUAUCCGUGGCGAGAGAGCUUAAAUUUCUUUGUCUCUGACAAAUACAAAACGGCCGUUUUCACGGCCACCUAAACUUUUAGAAAAGAUGCCUAUAUUACAAUCAAUGAAGACUACAAUUCAACGAAAUUGCACAAGUAAAAAGUGCACAUUUUGAAAACAUGAGAUUAAACCCUACACACAUAAUAUGUACUUCUAAACUCUGCCCUUCUUAUCAUAUUUCACUGUGAACUACAAACAUGACAAUGGUCAAUGGGUAGAAUGAUUUGAUCUGACACAAUAUAAAAGGCCCUUCUGAAGAGAAUAUAUUAUACUAUACCAUACAGCUAUACAUAUGAUUGCAUUGUGAUUGAUUUUUUUCUCUGUAAGUUGUGCAUUUAGUCAUAACAUUACAAGAAAAAUAUUGCCGGAAAAUGUAGGGCUGUACUUGCAUCAGUACUUAAAAUUUACCGACAGAAAUGUGUAUGGCACAUAAUAUUUUAUAAUUAUUGCAACCAUAUUUGAUUCUUAUACUUCAGUCUCAGACAUUCGUGCUAUGAUGCUCGCACAUAUAACUGUGUGUUAUGUUAAAGAAAAUAUAAAGAUAGUGCAAUGAAUUAGUUUAAAAGUAGGAAAAUUCACUACUAAAAGAGCGAUUCUGCAUGAAAUUGAAAUUUGUGUAAUAUUUGUCCCCUGUAGUUCUUUUUUCAUAUUUCAGUGGUAAAGUAUGUCAUGAGCAUGUGUUCAUGUUCUUGUCGGAUUUUGUUUUCUUUUAUUCAGUUUCCUUGUAAAGAAUGGAAAGUGUAUUUUUUAUCUCAAUGAAAUGAACACUUGACUGAAUCACUGGUGCAUAAUUCAUCAAAAAGGGAAGAAAUACACAUUGAAAUUACACUAUAACUGAAAUUGCUAAAGUAAAUAUCAUCAUAUUGCAUUAUGUUUUCAUUUUGAUAUGUACUCACCGGUAAGAAAAAUGAUUUUUUUUUCUUUGCAUGUAUUUAUUACUAGAUUUAAUACAGAAUGUGUGUUUACACUUUAAAAAUGAUAUUAAACAAAAGCAAAAUGAUAAUAAUUAUUGUGUUCCUAUGUUUUGGUAAGAUGUAGAAAAUCUGGAACAAAUGAUUUAUUCAAUACCACCAUCCCUCUUUUUAAAAAAAAAGAAACCCCAAAAAGUUUUA
Magallana angulata is the source of this 2035-nucleotide messenger RNA. RefSeq names its product histone H3. The transcript has a single exon. Gene Ontology annotation, cellular component: nucleosome. Lineage: Eukaryota; Metazoa; Mollusca; Bivalvia; Ostreida; Ostreidae. Bases 496 to 906 code for a protein of 136 amino acids. The record is from RefSeq and is a predicted model, not a curated record. Gene Ontology annotation, molecular function: protein heterodimerization activity; structural constituent of chromatin; DNA binding.